Talaromyces proteolyticus is the source of this 2067-nucleotide messenger RNA. RefSeq names its product putative GDP/GTP exchange factor Sec2p. Lineage: Eukaryota; Fungi; Ascomycota; Eurotiomycetes; Eurotiales; Trichocomaceae. The record is from RefSeq and is a predicted model, not a curated record. Gene Ontology annotation, molecular function: guanyl-nucleotide exchange factor activity. The transcript has 3 exons. The coding region runs from base 1 to 2067 and encodes 688 amino acids. Gene Ontology annotation, biological process: exocytosis. Gene Ontology annotation, cellular component: cell tip; Golgi to plasma membrane transport vesicle.
AUGGCUGACCUUAUUUCCAUUCACACGUACGGUCAUUCGAAUUUUCUGUCGACCUCUAGCAUGAUGUCUCGACCAAGCAACCACAAGCGGUCUCAAUCCGCCGACAAACGGUCCUUGUCCCCUGCGCGCUUCAUCACCAAGAUGAAGUCAACAAAUGCCCUCUCAGACAUGAAGAACGCACGGAGACUAUCGCCCGCCGGCUUGGAAGACGUAUCAGAGAGUAAUUUCAACACACUGAGGGAUCCACGAAUGGCUAGCACUUCGGAUUUGUCCCUGACAGUCGACUCAACCCAUCAUCCUGAUCUCAACAGUGAAGUGGCCACCCUCAGCGCAAAACUUGUUCAAGCCAUCAACAACCAAACCCUUCUCGAUGAUUCUCUAUCUGAUGCUCGGCAGGAAUUAGAGGCAGCUCAGGAUCGGUUGUUAAUUGUGGAGUCUGAAAACCAACAGUUCCGAACGGAUUUAUCGAGUGGGAUUUUGGUUAGGCGAAGUGACGUCGAAUCUGAAAUUCUUGCUAUGAAGAAUUCUCUGGAAGAGGAGCGUGAGAGGCGCACUAUUGCAGAGAAGGAAAAGAAGGAAAUGGACCAAGAACUAGAAAAUCUGACUGCAGCGCUCUUCGAAGAAGCCAACAAGAUGGUUGCGGCGGCGAAACAAGAACGAGAAGCUAUAGAGAAAAAGAAUGAGCAACUGCGCGCUCAAAUCAAGGACACCGAAGCCUUGGUCGCCUCCCAGAAGGAGCAGCUUGCCGAGCUAAAGGAGGUAAUGCAAGAGAUGAAUAGUGUUCGAGGUGACACCGACACUACACCCAACACUUCAACGGCUCCCUCCUCCCCAGCCGUGGCGAUGCAAGCGAAUCUCAGUCGGUUGCUAGAUACCUCAAAUAUCUCCCCUGUGUCUGCCGCUGCUGUCGAUAUUUCUCCUGCGCCGUCUACCAGCUUCUGCCAUUUGCUUAAGCCAAUUUACCGCACAGAUAUGAUAGCUUAUGAUGAUUUUCGUGACCUCCUGCUCCUGGCUAAGGCAUCGAAACCGCCUAGCCGAGUUGCAAGUGGCUCAUAUGGUGGAUUGAAUGUAAUGGGUCUUGCUGGACUGACUGGAGGCGGUAACGCGAAUAUAUCGACGGUAGCUUUGAAUUCUGGAAACAACCGGGCUCAAACACCCAACGGGAGCCCUCAACCCAGUGUUUCUCAUACACCACUGAAAGAUACUCGUUUCUACAAACGAGUUCUCACCGAAGAUCUCGAACCGUCCUUGCGUUUAGAUGCCGCCCCUUCGAUUUCGUGGCUCACUCGUCGAUCGGUGUUUAGUAGUAUAUGUGAUGGUGGUCUUAUUGUGGAACCCAUGCCUGCAAGCUCGAGAAAGUUCAAAUUCUCGUGCUCGUUGUGUGGAGAGCGUCGGCAGAGUAAUGAAAACGAACGAACGCACCGAUUCCGCACUUCUGAAAGUGAAACCGCUCCCCGUUAUGCCCUUUGCAUACUUUGUCUUGAAAAGGUACGCGCUUGCUGUGAACUUACAGGCUACCUUCGCAUGAUUCUCGACGGGCACGUUCAUGUUGCGGACGAUGAGGAAGAAAAGGAAGCAUGGGAAGAGACAAUCCGUCUGCGUGAGCGACUCUUUUGGUCGCGCCUUGGGGGUGGUGUUGUACCGUCGUUCAUUUCGACCGACGAGCCCGAGAAAGUACUGCCAGUUCCUGUUGCAGCAUCAAACCCCACAGACUCAGAAACAGACACAAUAGCUCAACCGUCUGUGUCUGUAGGUACCGCCACCGACCACGAAGUCCCCCGUUCUUUGCCACCAAAGGACGACGUAGUCGAAGAGGACCCCUUCAAGUCGGAUGUCAAGCGAGUGUCGAUUGGCGGAACCAUCAUUUCCACCGACGUGGAGAACCAAGACGCUGCCUUGAAGGAAGGAGACUCUUGCUGCGAUGAGGUGGAAGAUCUGUCGCGCGUUGCUUCGGACCCGCCACAUUCCAAUACAACUGCUGAGCACGAGACAAUGACUCAACCAGACCAAUCAAAACCCACAAGCGAGAAGUCCACCUCCAUACCAGGAGCUUUUGAUCAAUGGUAG